Molecule: messenger RNA, 903 nt
Organism: Phytomonas sp. EM1
Lineage: Eukaryota; Euglenozoa; Kinetoplastea; Trypanosomatida; Trypanosomatidae
Source: the annotation of a GenBank genome assembly
UGUCGAAGUAGAUAAAAUUUGAUAUAAUUUUAGACAAUUAUUGAAAGGUUUAUGGCAUCCCUUCAGGAAUACUUGGGGUCUGCCCGGCUAAGUGAAAAUUGCAAACUGGACCUAAUCAACCAUGUGAACCAAUUAAACCUGCAGUCUUUACUUCUUCCCAAGCGCAAUUUGACUAUGUUUGACAAUAAUUUACCAGCUUCUGUGCUUGCGACAACGGUUUCAACUCAACAAAAAGCUGUUCCAGGGCUUGACAAUACCGCAAAGCAGCGCUUCCUUCAUCUUAAAAAUGAACAGCAAGAGGUUUUCGACACUUGCAUGAAGACUCUCAGCAACAAUACUUAUUUUAAGAAGUGCUCAACUUCCUAUUUUGGGCAGCGGAAUUGUUCUGACCCGUUUAGGGAAACACGAAGUCGAGAGCAAUUAAGUCGGAAAGACGAAGACUUUGUAUAUCGCUACGCAGAGGCAAUGACACACUCGAAAAUUCAGCGUAAUCUAAAAGCAGACGAUGCAACGGUCGCUGCUGUAGAGGCCUAUAGAGAAGCCUUUCGCCGUUUGACCAAUCGGGAUCCCACUGAAAAAGAAAUGGAAGAGGUAAACCGAUUAAAUUUUGCGUUUGAUGAACAUGGAAGGAUUGGGGUUGUGCAGAAGCCACACUCCUGCUACGAACACUCGCAUAUCUCAUGUUGCAAUCGCCGCGUUCCUAAGUGUGAUAAUCAACUUUACUCACCCGAAAAGCAUGUUAUGCGUGCGGCACGCGAUCGUUUCCCUGGUCCCAUCCCGAUAUGGUCAUCCACCAAGAACACAUAUACCAUGGUAGCAGGUGAUAUGCAUCAGUCUGGUCACUAUAAGCCCCAUUGUAGUUCGAAAAAAUCUGCGCUCAGAACAAUAGUUGGCUCAAAGUAG